This is a messenger RNA of Aspergillus japonicus CBS 114.51, 2410 nucleotides long. RefSeq lists its product as uncharacterized. Lineage: Eukaryota; Fungi; Ascomycota; Eurotiomycetes; Eurotiales; Aspergillaceae. The transcript has a single exon. Bases 165 to 2126 code for a protein of 653 amino acids. The record is from RefSeq and is a predicted model, not a curated record.
CCCAACGUUUGCAGCGGAAAAUAUCCGCAUAUCUCGUCGUUGAGGCCCCGGUUACCUCUUGUCGUCUCUUUAGUGCUGUGACUCUUGCUUUUUCCAUCCUCAGACUCACUCUUUCUUCGCUGUGAUCCCAUCCAUCCUCUCCAGACGGAGCCGCCUCUUACAGUAUGGCGAAGAUCAACUCAGACAAUCGGGUUCCACCUGUCCCUCCAGUUCCCCCAGUCCCUCCUAUGCAUCACCCACCUGUUCAAUCGAACGAGCAGCCUCGUAUAGUAUCGCUCAACCCACAAAGCCAAGCGAGUCCAGACUACUUGAUCAACUCCAUGAACCGGCUCCAUGUACAGACCGAGAGGGCUUCCAGCAAGAACACGCAGAAGCCAGGAGGCAUAGCUGCCAUGAAUGACGUUGAUGCUGCCGCUCCCCUCUUCUACUUGGGGUAUACCUUCUUCAAGGCCAACCCCACCCCCGGGAAGAAGAGCACCUGGAGUCAGGUUGAGAGAGCGAAGAUGCACCUCAGCCAAUCAGACUUGAUGAACAUGGUGGUCAACCGGACCAAGAAGCUACCCGUGGCCGAGCAAUACCAUUCUUUGUCCAAAGUGAAGCGGGCCCACGUCGACCAACUGAUUCACGAGCUCAGGUCCAGCGGUCCCCGCUUCGAAUGGACUUGCGUCUAUGUGAAGGAGGACGAGAAGCCUGUUAGGGGAAAAAAUUCUCGACGCGGUGAUUAUGAGACGGUCUCGUUAGAAGUCAUCAUCUUGAAGAAGGCGGCAAGUUUAGUAUACCCGCAGGUUCCAGUCGAUGAACCUGUGGAGAGAAUAGCCCCUACCAGAGGCACCUUUCAAAUGCCUACCAGUCAUAUCCUCUUCAAUAAGGAACCCAGGCUGAGCCAUACUGUUCCUCCAACUGAUCCGUCGGCUAGGCACGCAGGACCUGCUGUUCACCAGGGGCCUGCCGUCCAUCAGGGGCCCGUCCAUCAGGGGCCUGCCGUCCAUCAGGGGCCUGCCGUCCAUCAAGGGCCUGCCGUCCAUCAGCGACCUGCCGCCCAUCAAGGACCAGUGCCAGCAAACAUGGCAAAUAUCCAGCAGCCACAGCCUUCCAGGCUGAACCAGCAGCCCCUACCUCCUGCACCACAGCAUUCAUUCCCGACAGGAGUACAGCGGCCUACCCCUCAAGAGCAAUGGGCGGCCUGGAUACAGCAGGGAAUGCCGCUUGCUGCGCACCCACAGCAUCGUCCUUCUGCGGAAAUUCAUGAUCCUGCAGCUCCCAUUACAGAGCACGAGACGCAAAGGGUCAUCCCACAGAUGCCGGCCAUGUGGAAUGAUCCUCGAGGAGCUUCUGUCGCACCGGGUACGGUCCACCGAGGUCCCAAUGUUCAACUCCAACCUAGCCCUUUGAAGCCACCCGAGAUGCAUGAGCUGGGUAAGACCAGGGUCCAUGCCCCGGCGCAUCCUAAGCCUGAUCACUUGAACGCAGCAAUGCCCGUCGCAGAGCCAGAGACAGACUUAGGCAUUGAGUCGAGUAGCGUGGGCGAUGGGGAGUCCGAGUUCGACUUUGACGACGAAAGUUCACUGUCCGAGGGCUCUGAUGAGGAGUCAGAAGCUGAUGAAAACCCUCAACCUCAACCAUGGCGAGGCAGUCUCUACCGGCGCCAUUCGGCCCCCAGCACCAAGCAGGUUUAUCGAACGCACUAUCGCAAACAGCCUCCGAAAAGCAGUUCAAAUCAGGGGACAGGUCGCAGUGGUUACCCUGCUGGCUCCAUUGAUGUGGUUCCUGCCAAGAGUAUUCACAACGACCCUAAGGUCAUUCUGAGCCGAGAAGCUACACGGCCGGCCCGAGAACGGCCCAAGGUUAUCCAGGCGCCUGCUCCUCCCGAAGGGUUGGACAUGCAACAACUGGUCGAAGAGAGAAUUGGCCGCUAUGAUGGCGGACGGAUGCGAAACGAUAUUCGAACCCGGAUGUUGGACGAUCGGGAGGCGCGACUGGAGCAUCGCGAGAGACUAUUAGACCUCAAAGCGCGGGUCCUGGAGGAGGAGUGGGACAGUGCAGGUUACCUGCCCCGACGCAUGUCACUCCGUGACUCAGGGUCAUUUUAUCCCCGACGAUAUCGUCCGUUGGACGAUCUUCGCUGAGUCCCAUGCAGCAAUUCAGUUUAAUUGUGAGGGGUGGAUCGGGAGUUUGUUUUGUCCGGUUAAGUUCUCCGUUUAAUUUUCGGGCGUAUCCUCGGGUGAAGGGGGGGGAUGUGGGUAUGCUAUAACGUCAUUGCAGCGGGUGUGUGUUUAGUUUCCAACACGAAUUUAGUUUGAUGGAUACACCUGGACUCGAUUGAGGCACAUGAAUUGAGGAGAAGUGAAGUAGCAGACAGACUUUGCAGGUCACGCGGAUUGUUACCCAAUUGCAGUAGGGCGAAACGAGU